Messenger RNA from Linnemannia hyalina, 456 nucleotides. Lineage: Eukaryota; Fungi; Mortierellomycota; Mortierellomycetes; Mortierellales; Mortierellaceae. The record is from the annotation of a GenBank genome assembly.
AUGUCCAAGAAGCUUGCAGCACAGGCGCUGGAUGCCCUUAUGUCCAGCAACAACACCAACAGCAAAAUCUCCAAAUCCUCCACCUCAUCAGGAGCAGUAUCCAAGAAGAAGAGCAGCAGCGGCAAGACCGCAAAGAAACAAAACAAGAACAGUUUGCCUGUGACUAAGACCGGAUUGAAGAAGAUUAAGCAUGAGAUCCGGUAUGGACAUUCUGUCCGGAGGCAGCAGGAGGAGGCUGAAGCCAAGAUCAAUCCUCUCGAAAAGUUAAAGUCGGCGCAGGAGGAGGAGCAGGAAAUUGUGGAGAGGAACAUCAACUACUACAGGGUCACAAACCGGGUGUCAAAGAAGGAGCUCGAGCUGCGUAAAAAGAUCAAGGAUCUUCGUGCAAAGGCAAUGGGACAGGAGGUCCGCAAGGCUGUUGCGGAGCAGGAUGAAUCGGACGGCGAGGACGAUUAA